AAAGGAUUCUUCCUUCAAAAAAAUAAUAAAAACGGUUCUCAAAAACUCUUCUCGAUUUUACUUUCCACAGCUUUGGUUUUAAAGAAACUUCCACAACUUGUUAGUUACAUUUCAAUUCCUUCAUUUCAUUUUUUCCUAUAAAUACUUGCUUCUACAACUGCACCUAACCACUCAUUACUGUUAGUUACCAUUCAUUCACAAAGAAAAAACCAAUUCACCAUUCUUAAUUUUCCUUCAUCUCUCUCAAAGAUAUUUUCUCUAAUAUCUUCAAAGCUUCAUCAUCAACAUCAUGGAUAUUGCACAUUUUAUAUUUGGAGUAUUUGGAAAUGCUUUUGGCCUUUUUCUCUUCUUGGCUCCAAUAAUCACGUUCAAGAGGAUCAUUGUCAACAAAUCAACUGAAAAAUUCUCUGGUGUUCCUUACCCUAUGACACUUCUCAACUGUCUUCUUUCUGCUUGGUAUGGUUUACCAUUUGUGUCACCAGACAACAUACUUGUAACAAUCAUAAAUGGAACAGGAGCAGUUAUUGAAAUCAUAUAUGUUUUCAUUUUCAUAGUGUUUGCACCUAAGAAGGAGAAGCUGAAAAUAAGUGGCUUAUUUGCCUUUGUAAUAACAGUGUUUGCAGCUGUUGUUUUCAUUUCUCUGUUUGCUUUGCAUGGUAAUUCAAGGAAAGUGUUUUGUGGUUUUGCUGCUGCAAUAUUUUCAAUCAUCAUGUAUGGUUCACCACUCUCAAUUAUGAGACUAGUGAUCAAAACAAAGAGUGUGGAGUUCAUGCCAUUCUUCCUUUCACUAUUUGUCUUUCUAUGUGGUACCUCAUGGUUCAUCUUUGGCCUAUUAGGACGUGACCCAUUUAUUUUUGUACCAAAUGGAGUGGGGUCAUUUUUAGGGACAUUGCAACUAAUAUUGUAUUUCAUAUACCGAGGCAAUAAAGGGAAUGCAAAAACACCAACAACAAAAGAAGAAGCAAUGGAAAUGGGCACUGCAAAACCAAUGGGAGAAGGAGAACUCAAAGGGGACACGACUUAGGACACGUGUUAGUUUAAAACUUGUUUACACAUACAACAUAAACCUCGGUUAUGUUUGUCACUAUUUGGCACCAAUUUAUAAGUAGCACUAUUCUAUCUUUGUUGUAAUCUUACUUCUUUGUUAUGGAAAUUGCAAUUCUAGAGUUGUGAUAUAUAUGCAUGCUUUGUCUGAAA
This is a messenger RNA of Medicago truncatula (barrel medic), 1197 nucleotides long. Its product is annotated as bidirectional sugar transporter SWEET1. Gene Ontology annotation, cellular component: membrane. The transcript has 6 exons. NCBI's taxonomy places the organism in Eukaryota, Viridiplantae, Streptophyta, Magnoliopsida, Fabales, Fabaceae. The record is from RefSeq and is a predicted model, not a curated record. Gene Ontology annotation, biological process: carbohydrate transport. Bases 290 to 1024 code for a protein of 244 amino acids. Gene Ontology annotation, molecular function: sugar transmembrane transporter activity.